AGACAGCAAAGUCCAUUUGCUGAGGCCAACCCAGCAGGGCAACAGGAAGAAGAUAGAAUGAGAAGGGGAAAUGAAGGAGAGAGGGAGAGAAAAACAGCAAGUAACGAAGAGAGUGUUAAGCAGCCACAUGCAGAGAGUUAGGGGGAAGUAGUGCCUCUGUGUGCAGUUCUGGUCACCGGUGUUCACUAAAGAGCUAUUCACUCUGGAACAGUUUUGAUUGCUUAAUUGAAGUCUGCACAGUGGCUGUGGUCAUCAGGACAAGGGCAUUCACCUGCUUCCAGCUCUGCUCGGAGAAAGGAACUGUUGUCGUUCCACAUCUGGCAAGAACCCGGCAUUGCAUCCACAUCACCACAACUGCUGGAAAGAAUCUGUGAAAUGUAACCAGUGAUUGACCUCCAAACCACCGAUUCCAGGAGACGCAUUGAAGAGCUGGUGACGGAAUCUGCAGAGAGAGAGACACCCAUCCACUUCCAAAGGGUGGGGGGGGAUGACCUGACCCCUGCUCCCCUGAGGGUAAUGAUCUUCCUCCACGCCCCUUAAUGUGCUCCAUUUGUCUAUCAGUGGCCUGAACUACAUCACUGAGACCCUGUACAGGUUCUGCCGGGCAUGUCAAAUGCCAGCAUCUCUCAAAGUCUGGACCAAUGCAAAGAUUACAGCUCCAACCACCGGCUGCACCUGGUUGGGUACAGCCUGAUCUUUGUGGCAGGUUUGAUGCUCAAUGCUGUGGCACUCUGGGUCUUCCUGCGCUACCUGCACCUCAAGUCUGUGGUGAGCAUCUAUAUGUUCAACCUAGCAGUAAGCGACCUGCUCUUCACACUCUCGCUGCCACUACGGCUCUCUUACUACUCCAGCCAGCACUGGCCAUUUGGCAAUUUCCUUUGCCAGGUGUCAGGUUCCCUCUUCCAGAUCAACAUGUAUGGCAGCUGCCUCUUCCUCAUGUGCAUCAACCUGGACCGCUACAUUGCCAUUGUCCACCCACUCCGCUGGCGCCACCUUCGGCGGCCCAAGUUGGCCCGGCUGCUCUGCCUGGUGGUGUGGGUGCUUAUCCUGGUGGGCUCUGUUCCAGCUGCUGGUGUCCACAGGUCAAGUUCCUGCAUCAAAGGGAACCAGACCAUCGCUCUGUGUUUUGAAAGCUUCAGUGAUGGCCUGUGGCAGAAGCGCAUCUUCCCACUGGUCAUUCUGGCUGAAAUCCUGGGCUUCCUCUUGCCACUGACCUCUGUGAUGUACUGCUCAAUUAGAAUCUUCCAGAAGCUAUGCCAGGCCAGUGGGACACAGAGCCUGCACCAGCAGAAGACUAUCCGCCUGCUUGUGGUCAAUCUGGUAAUCUUCAUCAUCUGCUUUGUGCCCUACAACACAACUCUGGCAGUGUAUGGGAUGAUAAAGGCCCACGUGAUUCAGGCUGAGCCACCAGUUCGGGACUCCGUGCGCCAGGUGCUUAUUGUCACAGUGCUGUUAGCCAGCAUGAACUGCUCUCUGGACCCCCUAAUUUACUACUUUAGCACUGAAGGUUUCCGGAACACCUUCAAGAAGCUCCGUCAUGGCCAGGCAUGGGACUCUGACACAGGGAUGGCCAAGACUCAGGUCACAGAGGAGAAACCCUAUAGAGCACACUCUAGUCUAGGAGUAAAGCGGUACCCAGUUCAAAACUUCAUCCUCCCCAAAGAGGACUUGCCACUGGCUCCCAUCAAAAUAUUUUUGAAUGGCCCAAUUGAGGACUCUGAAAUAUAAUCCUGGAAGGCAUGGGGUUGCUGAGUUUAUAGGGUAGCCAUAAGAUGCCAGGAAGAUUGUGGAAGUUGGCUAGAGUGUACCCUGAUCAAACUGGAGAAGCUCAGUAGGGUGGUAAAGAAAUGUGAGAAGCCAUGUGAGGAUGGUAAACUUGG
Messenger RNA from Caretta caretta (loggerhead turtle), 1880 nucleotides. It is a transcript of the gene LPAR5, whose product is annotated as lysophosphatidic acid receptor 5. Gene Ontology annotation, molecular function: G protein-coupled receptor activity. Gene Ontology annotation, cellular component: membrane. The record is from RefSeq and is a predicted model, not a curated record. Gene Ontology annotation, biological process: behavioral response to pain; G protein-coupled receptor signaling pathway. NCBI's taxonomy places the organism in Eukaryota, Metazoa, Chordata, Testudines, Cheloniidae.